Entamoeba invadens IP1 is the source of this 1143-nucleotide messenger RNA. RefSeq names its product tryptophanyl-tRNA synthetase, cytoplasmic, putative. Gene Ontology annotation, cellular component: cytoplasm. The record is from RefSeq and is a predicted model, not a curated record. Gene Ontology annotation, molecular function: tryptophan-tRNA ligase activity; ATP binding. The transcript has a single exon. Gene Ontology annotation, biological process: tryptophanyl-tRNA aminoacylation. Lineage: Eukaryota; Evosea; Mastigamoebida; Endamoebidae. Bases 1 to 1143 code for a protein of 380 amino acids.
AUGACACAACAAAUUGUAACACCAUACAAUGUGAGUGGUCUUGUCGACUAUAAUAAAUUAGUCAAAGACUUCAACGCUGAGCUUUUAACACCGGAGCAAAUAACACGGAUUGGAUCCGUAACGCAUCGAGACCCUCACAUAUGGCUUCGACGUGGUCUAUUUUUCUGUCAUCGAGACAUCAACCCUAUAUUAGAUGAUGUAGAGAAGGGGAAUAAAAUUUAUCUUUACACGGGAAGAGGGCCAUCGAGUGAUGCGCUUCAUUUAGGCCAUUUGAUACCGUUUAUCUUUACUCAAUACCUUCAAGAAGCUUUUAAUGCGGAGUUAGUAGUUCAAUUGACUGAUGAUGAGAAGUAUUUGUGGAAGCCAGUAACUAUACCAGAAACUAAACAAUAUACUAUAGAGAAUGUGAAAGAUAUUAUAGCGGCUGGGUUGGAUGUGAAGAAGACUUUUAUCUUCAAUGAUUAUGAUUACAUCGAACGGAUGUAUCCUUUAGUCACUAAAAUUCAAUCGCGGAUCACUUUCAAUCAAGUCAAAGGGAUCUUUGGAUUCCAAGCACAUGACAACGUCGGCAAAAUAUCAUUCCCAGCAAUUCAAGCUGCUCCCGCUUUCCCAGAAUGUUUCCCACAUUUGUUUGGAAAACAGAAAAUUCGAUGUUUGAUCCCUUGUGCUAUAGAUCAAGACCCAUAUUUCAGAAUGACUCGAGACCACGCCGAAGCUCUUGGUGCUUAUAAACCAAGUCUCAUCAUGUCAAAGUUCUUCCCCGCCUUACAAGGCUCACAAGGAAAGAUGUCCGCAAGUGAUCCAAACAGUGCAAUUUACUUGAUCGACACCCCAAAACAAAUCGAAGAGAAAAUUAAUAAGCACGCCUGUUGCUCAGUCAAAGACUUGGACCUGUUUAAGACUCACGGAACUGAUACUACUGAUGAUGUACCUUUCCAGUACUUAAGAUUCUUCUUAAACGAUGACCAAUUACUCGACAAAAUUAAGACAGACUACGAGGCUGGAAAAAUGAUGCCACAAGACGUGAAGAAUAUCUUAAUUAAGGAAUUACAAGAACUCGUCCAAAAUCAUCAGAUCAAAAGACAAAAAGUCACUAUGGACGUCGUAGAGGAGUUCAUGAGAGUCAGAAAACUCGAGAAAUAA